CCAAAACGUGACACAUGGCUAUGUACUAUUAUGCUAGUAAAAUAUCAGCCAUUGCUUGUGGUACACGUUGUAGACAAACGGUUUUGCAAAAAUCUCGCGGUCAACGUGAUCGUGAUAAAAAUCAUCACCAACAUCAUACCCAGCACCACCAUAAUCAUUCAGCGCACAACCCACACCAUCACAAUCGCCAUCAUGCCGGUUCGUCGUACGGCACCGAUUGUACAACAGAUACCGAUGAUGAAUUGGACACCGAUGGCAUUUGCAUUCGCAUGCAAGCGCGCAGCGAUAACAAUGAAUUUGGUGGUAGCGGCAGUGUUAUGGCUUCGGAUGGCCGCAUUUAUGUUACUAAUACAAAUGAUAAUGGCACGACGGAAACAUCGGUGUCCACACUGGUGGCUGCUGCAAAUGGUACGAACGGCAGCAGCGGCACUAACAAUAAUAUGGAUGGCAUCCGGUAUAGAAGGCGCUAUAGCGAACAAUUGGAUGCAUACGAUAUUGAGCUUGGGUUUCAAAAAUUUGAGGUUUCCUCUGCAAACACCACUAAAAAUUCUCUCAAUGGUUAUGGUUUGGGUUACACAAAUCUGGCCAGUAGUGAUUUAGUACAAUAUGAUGUACCCAAGAAUACCUACAAACGUAGUCAAUGUGAUGUCAAUUUUGAGAGUUCUGUGCUGGGUUCUGGUGGCAUAAUGUAUAUAAAUGGUAGAAUAGUUUCUGGCCCAUUGGAAUCUCUGGUUGAUGUUUUAGUGCCAAAAAAUAUUAUAGAUUUGGAUAAGGAAUUUAUUUUUUCAUUUUUACUAUCAUCACGUUUAUAUUUACGACCCCAUGAAUUGUUGGGCAAACUAUUAUCCUCAGUACCUGAUAGUGAAUCAUUAGAAUCAUUGGUAGCAUUAUUAGCUGAAUGGACAAAUAAGUUUCCCUAUGAUUAUCGCGAUGAACGUAUGAUGAGCCAUGUUAAACAUAUCGUUGCCAGAUGUUCCAAUACACGUUUAGAAGCCAUUGUUUCGGAAAUAUUGAGUGCCUUGUUAAAACGUUUGACUGAUUUGGAAAGACAUGAAGAAGAAUUACGCUCCUGUCAAACUUCAAAUAAUGUUAUAGCAACAAUAACAACAACAGCAGCAGCCACAACAACAGAAAAGUGGGAGGCCAAACUAUUUGAAUGUCCUACAUCUACACAAUAUGCUCAAAUUCUAUGCCGCAUAGAAAAAAAGUUGGCCAAACAUAUUGGACCGGAGGAAUUUGUACAGUGCAGCAGUAAUGUCUUAUUAGAUAAACAGAAAAAAUGGGACCAACCAUCAUCCUCGGGUGGACCACCAGGCGUACAAGAUCCCAAAAAGACAUGUAAUUUGGAAACAUAUCUGGAUUGGUCAGCACGUCUACGUUUAUUUGUAUGCAACGAAAUACUGCAGUGUGGUGGCAUACAAGAGCGCAGCAGAUGUGUUGAACGUUGGAGUGGUGUGGCGCAGUAUUGUUUGUUGGUUGGAAAUUACAAUAGUGCUACAGCUAUAUUGGAAACACUAGAAUCACCGCCAAUAGCACGUUUAAAAAUCACGUGGAGUAAAUUACAAGUGACAUGUCAGCAAUUGGAUUGUAUGCAACGUCAUGCCGAAGGCCAUGGAAAUUUGUGGCAUAAACAGGCAAUCGUCUUAAAUGAGAAUCAUCAUCAACAACAACUACACGAACAGCAGAGGCAACAGCAGCAAAUGCUACAACAAAAGACUGAUAUACAUUUAACAUUAGCAAACCAACUUAUAUUAUCGACAUCAUCAUCAACGGCAACAAACGUAACAGCAUUAACAGAUACAACAACGACAACCACAACAACAACGACAGCGGAAGUGGAAGUCGAAACGGAAACAUCCUCAACAGUGUUAAGUGCGGUUUCUCAUGAAGAAUCGGGCACGGCAAUAGCAACAGCUAUAACAACAUCACCAUCAUACGGUUCAUCAAUAAUAAAGGGGGCAAUAACAGCAUCAACACCAUCAUCAUCGCCAACACUGCCUCAACCUCAACCUCAACCACCACCACCACUGCUACUACUGCCACAAACAACAGAAGAUGUUACCCAGAAACCUCUAAACCUAACAACAGCCAACACAUCUCCCAUCGCCCAUCUACAGACGACCUCAGCAAAUGCAUUAAAUUCUUUUACCGUCAUACCACUACAAUCAUCAACAACAGCGCAUGCUGCAGCAGCAACACCAACAACAGCAAAGGCUUCUGCAUCCGCCAACAAACCUAAUGAUUGGGUUGUAAUUCCGGUGUUUGCGGAUAUUGUUAAAUUAGCACUGGCAGGACGUGAAGACUGUUUGCAGCGUUUACCAAAUGGUCACAUAAAUAUUAACGCUUUUGAUCGCAUGGCAGCCAUAGUGGGUGCCUUCACAAAACACAUGCAAUCUGUUAAGACAACAGAUGCACCAUCCGCACUGUCAGCCGCACCAGCAACAACAGUCUCUACACCAGCAACAAUAGUUACAAUAACACCAGCAUCAACUAUGCAACCACCAACAAAUCCAUCUGCAACAGCGCCGGCAGCAGGUGAAUACGAAAUGUUUUGUCGUCAUAUGCAGAAAACAACGAAACUAAGUGAAAACGUGCCAACUUCUUGGCCAUUAAAUCUACCUGUAACCUGUUUAGUGAAAAGCAGCUUUGUCGCGGUAGUACGCGAUGGCCCUGUUAUCAGGAUUGCCAUACGUUUCCUGUCGUCGGUAUAA
Calliphora vicina (urban bluebottle blowfly) is the source of this 2711-nucleotide messenger RNA. RefSeq lists its product as uncharacterized. Gene Ontology annotation, molecular function: guanyl-nucleotide exchange factor activity. Gene Ontology annotation, cellular component: plasma membrane. Gene Ontology annotation, biological process: Ras protein signal transduction; positive regulation of GTPase activity. Lineage: Eukaryota; Metazoa; Arthropoda; Insecta; Diptera; Calliphoridae. The transcript is spliced from 11 exons. The record is from RefSeq and is a predicted model, not a curated record. The coding region runs from base 15 to 2711 and encodes 898 amino acids.